Messenger RNA from Pieris napi, 6353 nucleotides. It is a transcript of the gene RhoGAP1A, whose product is annotated as active breakpoint cluster region-related protein. Gene Ontology annotation, cellular component: membrane. The transcript is spliced from 21 exons. Bases 164 to 3946 code for a protein of 1260 amino acids. Lineage: Eukaryota; Metazoa; Arthropoda; Insecta; Lepidoptera; Pieridae. The record is from RefSeq and is a predicted model, not a curated record. Gene Ontology annotation, biological process: positive regulation of GTPase activity; intracellular signal transduction. Gene Ontology annotation, molecular function: guanyl-nucleotide exchange factor activity; GTPase activator activity.
UUGACAGUCUUAUAAAAUUUUGGAACAAAAAAAAUCGUUUGCUUGGUUUGCUAGCUAUGUGACUAUGUCAAAUAGUUUAAGUUGUAUUUUGUAUUUUUAGGAAAAUUGUGAUUGCAACUGUUCUAUUGUAACAUAAAAUUGUCAUGAAAUCGUUUUGUGAGAGAUGAGUGUCUUUGGGGAUUUUCAACGUGUGUGGGUGCAACGUUUUCCAGACAGUACUUUACCAGCAGCUUGGGAGGAAGAUGUCAGAGCCAAUUUGGCUAAACAUAAACAGAAAGUCGCUAUAUUACGAGAAGAGCUUGAGAAGGAGGAAUUUUACGUGGAAUACCUUGAAACUUUACUAUCAGAUGUAGAGAAACACAAGGCAGCCUCUCUGCCCAGUAAAGUGGCGCCGCCCUCAGGUACUGACACGAGCGACGAUAAGACUUUUGAUAGCAAGCAGGGUUCCAAUACUAAUUCUUUAUCUAAAAAAAGUGAGGGCAGUAUUAGUAAUAAAAGUGAUGACUCAGCUGAGGGGUUAGAUGUAGAGGAGGAAAAGGUGCCUUUACGAAAUAGACCUAUAAACUUUGCUGAAAGAAGUUCUGUUAACCAAUGCAUCAAUGAGCUCUCUUCCAAUCUUGCUGCAGAAGCAGCUAGACGGCGUUGUAAUAGUGAGAUUGUCCAGAGAACAGAAAAAGAAGAUAAUGGUGUUGAAUCAAUAAAUUUCAUACAAGCUAAGAACCGUCCAGCAUCACAAGGUGGUGAUUUUGUAACAGUGAUUGAGGUGAAUGGCCUUAAAGCUGCUGAGAAUGCUGCCAAGAAACAAGAUGAGUCACCCCAGACCUCUGAAAGUAGUUCAACUGAUCCUGCUAUUGCUUCUAAGAAAAAAGUACCACCAAAACCCCCACCAAAAGUGUUCAGCCGACGAGGUGCUUCUUUACCAGAGAGUGGCUUACCAGAGGACAGCCCUCCAUCCAGCUUGGGCAGGAGGAUGAGGAAAUCUGAUUCAAGAGAAUCUAUUGCUAGUCGUGGGUCUACACCAUCUAUAAGUGAAAGAGUAAAAAGCUAUGAGUCAAUAAAUUCACUGUCAUCUGAGAGGAAACGUUCUGGUGGAGCAGCUACACCUCGAUCUAUUGAUGAAGAAGUUACAUCAACUACUCCAGACUUUCCUGUAGGCAGUGAUGAUAAAUCUCCACCGAUUUCUCUUGAGAGUAUUCCUGCAGUUGUUCGUAGCUCUGAGGAUGAACCCUAUUAUGAUCAAGUGCCAGUGGACAUAAAUGAUGGAGAAUAUGUUUAUAUACAAGCAGGGGGUGCAGGAUCAAGUACAGAAGACGGCUCGAGUGGCACAAGCACCCUCGCCAUGGUACCUAGUGCCCCUACGGCCCCUUCAGCGCCAACAGCCCCUGUCGCACCUGAUUCACCUUUGUGCGCGACGGCUCCUAACUAUGUCAACAUACAUUAUUUCAUACAGCAUGGCGUGGACGGUGCAGAGGCAAGUGAAACGAGUUCAGAAAUAACGGAAUCGAAUGAUACACCACUAUUGCUUCGAACUAUUUCUUCAGACACGGAGGCCAGCGCAACUCCUCCGGUGUUAAGGAAACUACAGCAUCAGGAAUCCAGUAAUAAUGCAGAAGCGGAACGUCUUACGAUGCACCGUUGUAUCGUCACAAGUAUUAUUGAAAGUGAAACCGUAUACGUCGAAUGCCUAUAUGUUAUGGAAAAGUACAUGAAUGCGAUAAAGGCAACUCUAUCUACAUCUCAACCUGUGAUAACUGAAGAGGAAUUUGGUACUAUAUUUUACAAGAUAUCCGAAUUGCACGAACUUCAUAAGAGUUUUCUGGAAGGGCUCAAAUCGGCUGUUGCUAGCUGGGAGGAACCUUUGUGUGUUGGUGUUCAUUUUAAGAAAAUGGCUGAGAAUAUUAACGUAUACGGCGCCUUUCUCCAUAACUACGGGCGCGCUACGGAUGCGGUGCGUCGUCGUUGUGCGAGUUCGCAGCGUUUUGCGGACUUAACUAGACAGAUUGCGUGUAGAGGGCAGCCCAUGUCACUCGACGAUUUAUUGCACAAACCAGUCGCAAGGGUGCAGAAGAAUGCUCUUGUUUUGCAUGAUCUCAUAAAGUAUACCCCGGCUAGUCACCCUGACCACGCGAUGUUAACUGAAGCUUUAAAUAUGACGCAGCACUUUUUGGACGAAUUUAAUAUUAUACAAACCAAAUCUAUGUUUCCUAAUGCUGAUCGCGCACAAAGAAGACUUGUAAAGAAUUCCUUUAUUGUGGAAUUGACAGAUGGACACAGGAAGUUACGUCAUCUAUUUUUAUUCAAUGAUGUUAUAGCAUGUGCUAAAUAUAAGGCCGCCGGUCGAGAUAAAUUCACGUUCGAGUUGAAAUGGUUCAUACCGCUACCGGAUAUAGUGGUCGUGGAGGAAGAUGGCAGUUCCGCGGAGAGGGAGACGUCGCCAGCAAACAUAGUGGCGCUCAAGUCGCAGGCCUGCACUGUACGAGACCAGAUAUUAGCCGAGGAGCGGGCUUUGCAGGAUGAUAAGAAAAUAAGGUUAGGCGGUCGUGGCUCAGCAGAGAAGCAGCGUAAAAAGCUAGCAGAGUUAGAAGGGCAGUUGGUUCUGGCUAGUCCCAAUCUUAUAUUCCGCAUCGCUGCGCGUGCGCCAGCAUCUACCGCACUACAGCGACAACAUGUCUUCUUCCUCAGUUCGGAGUAUGAAAGAACGCAGUGGAUUGACUCUAUACAUGCGCUACAGGCAUCAUCGGCGCCGCCCGCUGGAUCCAACACGGUCUCCAUGUUGGAACUACAAAGCUGGGUGACGGCUUGUCGCAGUUACUUACAAACUGACAUGGGCUCGUACUUGUUGCGCAGUGGACGGGAUGACUCCUUACUUCUGGGUGAUUUACAGCUACACAUUGGUGGAAUGACCGCUCCCCUCGACACUGCCGCUGACUACUAUAUCAUCGUAGAGGUGGAUUCUUAUGGGCAUUAUUUCCGCAAGGCUAAGUCAAAGUUGGUGUGUAGAAGUGCUCAACCGCGUUGGAACGAAAGCUUUACUAUUGACUUGGAGGGCUCUCAGAAUUUGAGACUGCUUUUAUACGAAGAUGCCGCUAGGCCGGUUCUUAGAGGAAAAUGUACGGUGAAGUUAUCGCCCGAAUGGGUGGUAGAAAGCGCUGCGGGUGGGGUCUCUAGAACAGUGUGCGUGGGAGGUGGCUCGUUGCCUCUUCGUUUGAAAUUGUUGCCUCCGGAACGCUCUGCGCGGCAUGUGCCUAACUCCAAGUCUGGUGCGCUUUUCGGUGCCAAAAUCACGCAUGUUGCCAAACGUGAGAAGCGCAACAUUCCUUUCAUAAUAAGUGCGUGCAUACGCGAAGUCGAGAGGCGUGGCAUCCAUGAAGUGGGCAUUUAUCGAGUUUCCGGCAGUGCUUCAGACCUCAACCGGCUUAAGAAGAGCUUCGAAACUAAUGCCUAUGAAGCAGAGCAGCUAUUGAAAGAAGUUGAUAUACACAGUGUAACCGGUGUACUUAAAUUAUACCUACGAGAACUGCCUGAAGCCUUAUUCACUGAAGCUCUCUAUCCGGAGCUAUUGAAAGCUUGGGGUUCCACUCAGGGCGUAGGCACGUCGGUUGACUCGGGCCCCGCACACACGCGACGACACGCUCUUCUCAAAUGUUACGCACAGCUUCCGGAUCUCAAUAAAAAUUGCAUUGAUUUUCUGCUCAACCAUUUUGUUAAAGUAAAUCAACACGAGACAGAGAACAAAAUGUCUUUACACAAUUUGGCAACGGUGUUUGGACCUACAUUACUUCGGCCAUCAACCAGUGCCCCUGGUGCUAAACAACGUACCGACCUCUUAGCCGCAGGAACCGUAGACGCUAUGGCCCAAGCUGGUAUACUCUAUUGUCUAUUACAGCAGAGACAAUUGGCCGCGCAAUUGUCCUCGCACCAUAGAGCUCCAACGCUUCUAGAUUAACAAUUUGCUGCUAAAUCGCGGAAUUACCACUUGAGAUUGUGAUCCAAGAGAAGCGGUGUUAUGAUUUUUGCCGCAACUGACUUUCUUAUAUUCAUACUCCAAUCAGCAUGCUCUAUCCAAUUUCACUUUACAAGUUAGAUAAUUAAUUCAGAAUUCCUAAAAGUAUUUGUUACAAAUAUAUUUUUCAUUUGCAUUUUAAAUCAACAUAAUUAAAGAGAAAAAUAAAUGAACCUCGAAAGUAGGUUUGCCUUCUAAAAUACUUUUUUGGCCAGUCCAUUGUUUACUGUUUACCGCCAUCUCUAAAGUCCAUGUCUUAUUACCUGGAUUAGACUUUUUACAAAGUAACUCAUUGGGUCAUUUAAUCGCCGACGCAAACAACGUUUUGAAUAAAAUAGUGAUUUUUUGUAUUUUAAAUUUGGUAUUUUAAAGCGAUUAAGUAAUUUUCUGUGCCCAGUGCUGGGCCUUUAGCUGACAUGAGAAAUAUUAUUGCGUGUGUUUUGGUUUCCUCUGUGUGUGUUGUCUUUGUAAGUAAAGUAUACAUUCCAUUUAAAAAAUAUAACAAAAAUGUGAAUGAAAUCAAAUCAAAAAUCUGAAAAAAAAUAUUAUUUAAAAAUUGGCAUUGUUCACAACAUGAACAAAUUGUGAUUUUUAAUAUUGCUAUAUGGAAUGUGGAGAGACAUAAUUAAAUAAGUGAAAAAUAUUAUAUAAAAUGGCUUAUUAUCCUUAGGCCAAAAUUGGUGCUAAAUAUUCAAUUGAAAUUUCGAAAUUUUAUAAUGCAAGGACAAUGCCAAUAAAUAAUAGAAUUCAGUGUGUAUGACAAGUAUUAUGAAGGGACCGAAAGAAAGUCACGGUUAGUGUUAACAAAAUAUAGACUGAUAAAUAAUUAAACUGUUGUGGAAGGAUGUUUCCUGCAAAUAAAUGAAAAUUGCUUUAAUGCUUAGACAUUUAAUACAGAUAAUUUCAAUGUGCAGCAAUUUUCAGUGCUAGUCGUGUGUAUUUACUUUAUUUUUUUACCACUUCUAGUACUUUAUGUUUAGUUGUUAGUUUCUCAUAUGUAUUUACAACUCAUUCUUUUUGCUAAGUUAGUACUUAAAGACAACCAAAAAUGGAUUUUUGUAGAACAAAGUUUAUUUCAUUUGUAAUGAUUUUGUUAUUAUCUUAAAACUUAACAAUCUAUUUGUUGAAUAAUAUUAUAUAAUUAUAUUUAUGAUCACAUAGUGUUUAUAAGUUUUUUACUUGUUCAAAGAACUUCAAAUAUGUUUUCUUCCAUCACCAAAGACCCUAUGUACUGCAUCUUAAUUUACAUCAUUUCAUGUUGACAAUAUCCAGUAAUUACAGGUUUAUUAAAUUAAUAUAGUAACAAUAUUUAUUUGUAACAUCAAUAAUCAUGUGGAUGUGUAGAACAAAAUUGAAAUCACACCACCCAACGAAACCUUAAAAUUGGCACUUUAUUAUUUCUUCCAGUUAAAAAGUAUUUUUAAUUAAAGCAAUCCAUUAAAAAUUAUCAUGAUAUACAAAUAUAUAUAUUUUUUAAAACAUCACAUGAUUGCCAUAAAUUAUAUAAAACACGUUUCUUAUCUUAAUAUAAAAUGUAUACCACAAUGUAGAGGCCUACCUAGUUUUAAAAUAUCGCAAACAGUAGUAAUAUUAAUUGAUUUUAAGGAUAUAAAUGUACUUUCCUACCAUUCUAGCUUUAUCAGUGUCACCAUUAUUUUCUGACAGCUUUUACACCAAGUAAUACUAAGUCUGUAGUAUUUCACUUUUAUAAGAUUUUGCAGUAUUUGCAUAAACAUCAUAAUGCACUGGAUAUUAUUCGAAGGAAUUCUUGGUAGUGUUCAAAACUUGAAUUAAAAAAUCAUUAUUUAUCAUAAACACAUAAUUCUUAAUAUUAAAGGUGCCCAGUCCAGUGUAUUAUGGCUGUUUCCUUAACCUAUACUUAAUAUAAUUUAUACAUUAAGAUUAUAACACAACUUAUUUGGCAUAGGUAACAAGUAAGCAUUUUAAUAUGUUUUUAUGUUCAGGCAAAUUGCAUUUCAUGUAUUUAUUUUAAACACAGUGUUCUACAUUAGUCAAAUGAUAUAGUAGUCAUAUAUUGAAACUCCUUGUGUAUUAUUGUAAGUGGUACUGCAAAACAAAUAUUUUAAAUUCCAUAUAGACCAGUGAUAAAUAUUGAAAUGCCAAUAAAGCGGCCAAGUAAUUGAUUAUCUUUAAUAUUUUUUGUAUCAAAGCAGUUUUCAGCCCUGGUUACCCUCUCUCAUAAACAAUUAAAGAUUUUUGUUAUUGAGGUAUGUAGGAUAUUUAUAAGAUAGUUUGUAUUAUUUGGAUUUUGUAUUUAAUUUUUGUAUAUAAUUGAUACUAAAAUGUAGUUAUGAACCUUUCACAAUAAAUGUAUUUUUAAUACACCUUU